AUGCCCAAGGUCAUCUCCAGAUCUACAAUCUCGGCCUCGGCGGGAGAGGGCAGCGCGUCGUCGGCGCUCAAAGUCUACUACUGCCUGUGCGGCGAGUUCGUGCUGGUGUGCGACCGCCCGCUCGACCAGCUCCCCGUCCGCCCGCUCGACGGCGCCAGCGUGCUGCGCUGCCUCGACUCCUCGGCCAUCUCGGAGACGGGCGCGGCGCAGAAAGUCAAAAAGGCCCGGGUGUUCAAGGUCAGCGCUCGGCAGGGUCGACCCAAGAUGAUCAAGAGAGAGGACGGAUCGAUCGAGAAGCAGUACCCCUUCAACUGCUCGCGGUGCGACCUCGAGAUCGGAUACGAGCACACGCCGCCCCCGCUCAAGAGCGGCGGCAAGUUUACCUUUGUGCUGCCCGGCGCCCUCACCGACCGCCAGGGUAUCCCACCGCCCAACGUCUUCCUCGACCAGGAGGAGCCAAAGGGCGACGGGGCCGACGAAGCACCGGGCAGCCUCGACUGA
Messenger RNA from Pseudozyma flocculosa PF-1, 501 nucleotides. RefSeq lists its product as uncharacterized. Bases 1 to 501 code for a protein of 166 amino acids. NCBI's taxonomy places the organism in Eukaryota, Fungi, Basidiomycota, Ustilaginomycetes, Ustilaginales, Ustilaginaceae. The transcript has 4 exons. The record is from RefSeq and is a predicted model, not a curated record.